GAAUUCAAACAUCAUAGUGUGAAUAUUGACGCGCUCCGCCACGCCUGGCUCACACCCGCGUGGUCAAGUGUUCAGUCAGGCACUUGGAAGGUACUGCGGCUGAGGCAGACCAGGCACUGACAGACACACUGUUAGUGUCAGUCAGUGCCCACUCAGCCGCUGAGGGGGUCGGGUGUGUGGUAGAGUGUCUCCUUGCGAUCUGCAGCUACCUUCGUUCUGCCGCGUCACACCUGCCUUCCUGACCCUCGCCCAGCCCCAGGAACGCUUAUUGCAUGCCACACCAGUCUGCAGACAGAUGCAGAUGGCGCUGUCUGAUGUUCGACAGUUUCGGGACACUCAAAACCAUCUCAGAAAAGUUUAGUUACCUUCAAUACUUUCAAGAAUCUGUGGACAGCUUCAGCCAACUCCUGACACCUUCAGGAAAUUCCUCCUGUCGGGUGAAGCCAGCUGAGGAGGGCUUGAGGCGCCUUCACGUGCAAGUAGAAUAGGAAAUCAGCGUACCCCGAAGGCUGGUCGCUAUGAGAAGACAGCUCGUCCAUAGCAUCAUUGUGACUCUCGUGGGACACACCUGUAGCGGCCUCAGCGAGCAUGGCAUGGUGGUGGUGUCGCGCGCCAAGAGGCAAGCUGAACCCGCGUCCCCUUCCACUACUGCGUGCCUAACCGUGGACGACCUGUCAGCGCAGUGCUCCGAUUGGGUGGGCCAGACGAAACGACCCAUUAACCCUACCCUGCGCGCGGUGGUGCCCGAGGGAUACGACCAGUACGUGCUGCCUAAAACUCCUGACGGGGGCCCUCUACCCGUCUAUAUCAGCGCGAAAGUGAGGGACAUUCAGAAGAUCGACGAACAGAACAUGGAGGUGACGAUCGAGUGGUACCUGAGGCUGUUCUGGGUCGACUCGGGCCUCACACCUCCCGCCAACAUCACGGAGGACCAGUGGCAGAAUGUGGCGCCUGACAUCACGGACUACAUAUGGCUGCCCACCACGUACAUAGACCACGCCAAGGAGGUGACCAAGCCCACGCUGCUCAUCCGCCCGGAGUCCUUCAGGAUGAAAAAUAGCGGCCUCAUCAGAUACUCCAUGGCGGUCACCACGAGGAUGUCCUGCCCCAUGGACUUCAGCGCCUACCCCUUCGACCACCAGGUGUGCUACUUCAGAAUGGAGAGCUACCAGUUCACGUCCAAGCAGGUCUCGUACAAGUGGUUCAAUCCAGUCAUCGAGCGCUCCAACAACAUUCGUCUUGGCCAGUUCGACUUCGACUUCUACAGCGUGCAGCAGCAAAACACCUCACACACCACAGGCAGCUUCCCCCUGCUGAUGGUGGAGGUGGUACUAAAGAGACGCAUCAGCUACCACCUUAUGAAUACUUUCCUGCCCUCUGGCCUCUUCGUGUGCGUCUCCUGGCUCACCUUCCUCGUGCCCGCAGACCAGAUCCCCGGCAGGAUGGUCCUCACGAUCACGACGCUGCUCACUCUUGUCUCCAUGUUCGCCGCCGUCAGGGAGGAGAGCCCCAAGGUGUCGUAUGCCAAGGCGGUGGACCAGUGGAUGAUCAUGUGCAUCAUCUUCGUGUUCCUGGUGCUGUUUGAGUUCACCGGCGUCAUCCGCAUGUACGAGCUGGGGCGGCGGGCGGCUGAGAAAGACACUAAUAGCUCAACCGAACGCACUCACGCAUCUAUUCCCUCCACCACCACCCCUAAUAGAGUGCCCACCGCCACCUCACCACCCUCCGAAGCUUCCUCUCAGCCCAGUGUGAUCCCUUCAACCAUCGACCUAGUGAGCCACGCGUCGAGGAGGAGCAUGCAGAAGCAGCAGCGGGUGUGGGGAGACAAGGAGGUGGUGGCGAGUGAGGAGGACGGGACGAGGAGCAAGCAGGGGGGGAGGCAACAAAAGGAGGAGCAGGGCGAGGGAUGUGCUUCUACCUGCUUACCCGAGGCCUUCCUAUAUACCUCGGUGAAGCCAGUGGGCGAGGCGGUAAAAGUCAGGAAAGGCGGCUCGAGUUGGCGGGACUGGGGUGACCGCGUGGAGAGCUGGAGCUUGAAGGUGUUCCCGCUUUUGUUCGUAGUAGGCAACCUGUGCUACUGGGCGUACUGGCUCGGGAGGAGACGGUAGCCACGUCAGAACAUAAACCGUUCUGUGCAUCACCUGAUCUACGUUCACUACAUCACGUUCU
Messenger RNA from Scylla paramamosain (green mud crab), 2169 nucleotides. Its product is annotated as glutamate-gated chloride channel alpha-like. Lineage: Eukaryota; Metazoa; Arthropoda; Malacostraca; Decapoda; Portunidae. The record is from RefSeq and is a predicted model, not a curated record. Gene Ontology annotation, biological process: nervous system process; regulation of membrane potential; chemical synaptic transmission. Gene Ontology annotation, cellular component: synapse; plasma membrane; neuron projection. The transcript has 10 exons. The coding region runs from base 519 to 2108 and encodes 529 amino acids. Gene Ontology annotation, molecular function: extracellular ligand-gated monoatomic ion channel activity; neurotransmitter receptor activity; transmembrane signaling receptor activity.